CCUUGUCACUUCGACGGGCGACGGUCGUUUGCUCGCUUGUUUUUCAGUCUUGCGAAGCGAUUACUAGAAGCGGAACGAGCAGUAGUCCAGUGAAUAAUCUAUUUUUAUAAUCGUCCGGACGGUCAGCAGAUUCCUAAAACUGUGUUUUAGUUUUCCAGUUUUCCCAUAGCUUCCACGGUCAUUGGUUUUAUAUGAAACCCAAAAAUCGAUCUAGUUUUUGAGUUGUGCGUCGCGAAGGAACAAGGAGUGAAUCAUCUUUAUAUUCCGCGGGGCAGUGUUUGGAUCCAGGGUCGUCGAACGUAAAAUAAGCAAAUCAAAUUUUCAACAGCUCGCAAGUAUUUGCAGUUUUUCUCUAUAGUAUUUCGAUAAAGGGUUCAAAAUGCUGACGAUUGAUAGGAUCAAGGAAAAGUAUCCGAUCCAUUGGUUUGUGUGGAACAACGACUUUAGUGAGCUGCAGCAGGCGAUCGAUAAGACUGAGCAUGACCUGGAACAGUUGGAUCCCCGGGGACGUACGCCGCUUAUGCUGGCGGUUAAGCUGUGUCAUCAGGAGUGCGUUAAGGCUCUGCUGACGGCCAAAUGUAAUGCCAAUUUCGAGUGCGAUGGAUGGUCCGUUGUCCAAGAAGCGGUCUGUUCCGGCGAUGCCAACAUCCUAACCGCCGUCCUGGAAGUGCGGGACCUCCAACGUCACAUCAAGCGAGUUUCUCAUGUUCCACAGCUGCUACAACACCUCCAAGAUACACCGGAUUUCUACGUCGAAAUGAAGUGGGAGUUUACCAGCUGGGUUCCGUUGAUGUCUCGCGUCUGUCCCAGCGAUACCUACAAAGUGUACAAACGGGGUUCGAACGUACGAAUCGACACUACCCUUCUAGGAUUCGAUAAUAAUACCUGGCAGCGAGGCAACCGAAGCUACAUCUUCAAGGGGCAGGCGGAGUCGGCCACCAUGAUCGAAAUCGACCACGAUACCGGAGAGGUAUCGAUCGAGCACAUGCGAAACAUCGAAUCGGAAGACAUUGAUGGCAUAACGCCUUCGAAAGAUUCGGUAGCUUUACGCCUGCAGGCUCCAGUCAUUUGCAAUCACAUUGAUAUGGACAAAAUCAGCUUCGAGCGGAACAAGUCCGGUUUCUGGGGAUGGCGCAGCGAAAAGAUCGAGAACAUCAACGGGUAUGAGUGCAAGGUGUACGGAGCGAGCAAUGUGGAGUUCAUUACGCGCACGAGAAAUGAGCACCUGAGCGAGGAACAGGCCAGGAUCAAAAGUUCUCGUACUCCGUUGCAGCACUUUUUGGGUAUGACCGAAGAAGAUUAUGACCACGCGGGAGCCAAUGCCCUCAAGGAUUCCGCGGCAUCCCCUUUACUGGGACAGGAAAACAAUAGCAGCACCACUAACAGCCCUGUGAAUGAAGUGGCGGGUGCAGCAUCGUCAUCAAAUCCAGCACCGGAUGGCGCGGCACCUAGCGUGGAAGAGUACUUCUCCGCGGAGGUAGAUUUGCAAGGACGAGACGUGGGCAAACCGAAGAGAAUUUCCGCCAAGGUGCAACGCUUUAAGGCGAACAUGUGGCUGAGCGAACAAUUUCCUAUCAAGCUACAGGAACAGGUGCUGCCUAUAUUGGACCUCAUGUCGACGAUGGCCAGUCCGCAUGUGUCCAAGCUGAAAGACUUUGUGACGAUGCAACUUCCUGCUGGCUUCCCCGUUAAAAUCGAGAUUCCCCUCUUUCACGUCCUGAACGCGGUAGUAACGUUCGGCAAUGUAUUCGCGAGAAACCCGGUGCCGAACGUGAGUAGCUUACAGGAGAGUGACGAUCGAACCAGCUGCAUCAUCGAGGAUUGCUGCUUUGACGUACCGGCCGAGUAUGUGCGCCGCGGUAACGACUUCCGGCGCCAGAUGACCUUCGAGGACGAGGACGAACUGAUGCAGUUGCGUCAGCAGAGCCUUAUCGAGCAGGGCAGCGAAAACGACGAGGUGGACAUUUGGGAAGCGCUGAAAGCGCAGCGCCUCACGCCCAGCUUCUACGAGGACGAACAACUGCAGAGAGCUUUGCAAGAAUCACUGAUCUCAGGGUUUCAAAGCGGUAGCGUAACAACGUCCUCCGAAGGGGCAACGGCGGUCGCAGUAGGAACCCAGGAUCCACCGAGGGUAGCCAGCAGUGCCAACACCACCAACGACGACGGUACGGACGAACUCGACAGCAUACCGGACUAUUUGGAUCCCAAUCUGGAGCUGGCAAUCAAGCUAAGCCAGGAAGAGGAGAGACGCCGCGAAGAGGAACGCAAACGCGAGGAAGAGAUGCUCGCCGAGGUGCUCCGGUUGAGCUUAGAGGAUAAAUAGGACUCCGUCCAUGAACACGAUUCCAAAAUUAGAUUAGGUUACGGACGUAGAGCGAGCAGGGUGCAAAACCAUGAGCAGCCCGUCACGAGUAUGCGAUAUUCGUGAGUAUAGUGUACUAACAGAAAUUUAAAAAAGAGGAACAUCGUAAUGUUUAUAUUUAUUAUCACUAGCCAUUUUUCUGUAACGUAUACAAAAGUGAAAAAGAAAGAACAUUUUAUAAGCCAAUGUAAAGUGACUCAGUCACUGAUAAGCUUAAUACGAAGCAGAGAAAGAUAACUUGACAAGCUAUUGAUUGCGGUAAUAAUGCAUACGUUACUAAAGACAACUUGUAGUAAGAUAACGAUUUCUCUCAGUGCAUAUUAUUUAUUUUAUAUCCAACGUUUUUGUUCAUUAAUAAAUUAUUUAAGACACGCGAACAAGAUAAACUGGAAAAUUUUUGUAUACACUUUGAAAGGAUAUGAAACAGCUUUGUUUUCGAAAUUCUAUGUAUAUUUAUUAGAUUUGUGUAUUCUAUUAUAAUGAACUACGGAAUUUUAACGAAAUAUAUAUCUUAUUUGUAUUUCUAUCAAAAAUAA
Molecule: messenger RNA, 2898 nt
Organism: Armigeres subalbatus
Lineage: Eukaryota; Metazoa; Arthropoda; Insecta; Diptera; Culicidae
Product: ankyrin repeat domain-containing protein 13D-like
Cellular component (GO): cytoplasm
Molecular function (GO): protein binding
Source: RefSeq, a predicted model, not a curated record